Molecule: messenger RNA, 2034 nt
Organism: Gaeumannomyces tritici R3-111a-1
Lineage: Eukaryota; Fungi; Ascomycota; Sordariomycetes; Magnaporthales; Magnaporthaceae
Exons: 1
Coding region: 1-2034 (677 amino acids)
Biological process (GO): iron ion transport; intracellular iron ion homeostasis; copper ion import
Cellular component (GO): plasma membrane
Molecular function (GO): ferric-chelate reductase activity
Source: RefSeq, a predicted model, not a curated record
AUGGACCACAGCCAUGGCACGGGCGGCACCACAGGUGGCUUCAAGCCCGUCAAUAUGGGCCUUGCCCAGUCCUUCUGGUACAUAAUCGUUAGCUUCGUUGGAAUGGUGGUCCUGAUACGCGUCGCAAACUACGUCGACCGCCGGAGGAGAUUGACAGCAUGUGCAAGAGGGUCCCGUGAGUUCCCGACGAGGCCAACGGGCCGGAUAUCCCAAGUCUGGGCCACAGCGACAGCCAUUGCGCGCGAGAUCAGCUAUCCGCAGCUGUACGUGCCCACACGCUUCUUGUCGUGGAUGACGCCGCCGCCGCUUGGGCGCGUGCUGCUUCUGCUGGCCUACUGGGCCGUCAUCAUCUACAUGAUGGCGGCCGACGCCAUCAUCGAGGACGUUUACUUCUGGGAGCGCAUCGGCUUCCGCAACGCCUGGGUCACCAUGAUGCAGGUGCCGCUACUAUACCUUCUCGCAUCCAAGGCCAACGUACUGGCGUUCCUUCUCGGGUCCAGCCACGAGCGCCUCAACUGGAUGCACCGCUGGGUCGCCCGCACCAUGCUGGUCACGGGUGCUGUCCACGGCUGGCACUUUUAUCACCAGUGGGAUCUGGCCAACUUUGUCGAGUUCCAGCUCGAGAUGAUGCCCAUGGUCAAGUACGGCCUCGGCGCCUGGGCUGUCCUGGCCUGGGCCUUACUCACCUCGUUUGCGCCCCUGCGCCACGCUUGGUACGAACUCUUUGUGGCCCAGCACAUCGUCGCCGCCGUCGUUUUCCUCUGGUUGCUGUACGUGCACGUCCCGGCAACCGCCCGCUGGUACCUCUGGCUCGCUGUGGCGUCGCUGUGCCUCGACCGCUUCUGCCGUCUGGUGCUGCUCGUGUGGCAGAACGUCAAGAUCCGCCGUCCGAACCCGUCGCGCUGCAAGGGCGGCCAGCGCGUGGGCCACCAGGCGCAGCUGAGGGCCGUCGGCGACGCCAUUACCGUCGUUACUAUCAAGGACGUUCACUUUCGGUGGCGCGCCGGCCAGCACCUGUAUCUGUGGAUCCCCCGCAUCGGUCCGCUCGAGGCGCACCCCUACACCGUCGCGUGCGCUCACCAGCUGCCCGACACGUGCAUCUGCAACAGCAUCCAGUUGGUGGUACGCCGGCACGCCGGCUUCUCGCGCAGGCUGCACGCCCACGCGGUCCGCGCGCGGGAGCAAGGGAGAGGCAAGGACACGGUCACUGCCUUUGUGUCGGGCCCGUACGGCGUACCGCCGCGAUGGGACGUGUACGAGACGCUGGUGCUGAUCUCGGCGUCGACGGGCGCGUCCUUCACGCUGCCCAUCCUGGAGAGCGUCAUCAUGCACCGGCUGCGGCGGCAGGAGGGGCCGGGGGCCGCGUUAUGUACGAAGCGGAUCGACGUGCUCCUCGCGGCGAAGCGCGGCGACGAGAUCGACUACUACGUGCAGCUGCUGCACGACUUCAUCAACAGGGCGCGCGAGGUCGGUAUAGAGCUCAAGGUGGUGAUCGCCAUGACACGGGACCGCGCGGCCCUGAUGGACGACCCGCUGGAGGACUCGCCGCGAAUGCGGAGUGACAGUGCCGCCUCGGCCACGGCGGCUGCGGCUGGUCCUAGUGAUAUUCUAGUGCGGAGACAAAGAGGGCAGGGAGGACAGAUUUCGGAAAAGAUGGAGGCAGCAGGCAGCGAGGGCAAGAAUGGGGAUCUGCUGUCACGGGCAGUCGACGUGGAAAAGGCCGCCGGCGUUGGCGGCGACGGGCCAAUGCCGGCAUCAUCCCGCUGCUGCAAGGACCAAGGCAGCAAUGAGCUGGAACGGCGCGGGAGCGCAGACUCGCACGUGCAGCACAUGACGUCCCGGCCCGACGUGGCCGCCUUCAUCCGCGAGCCGGUCGAGGCCGCGGGCGGGGAGACGUCGGUCGUGGUCUGCGGCGGCAAGUCCCUGGUGGCGACGGUGCGCAACGCCGUCGCGGCCCUCUCGGACGAGCGGGCGGUGCACAAGGGCACAGGCGCGCAGGGCAUACACCUGCAUGUGGAGGAGUACAGCUUUUGA